Messenger RNA from Amblyraja radiata (thorny skate), 2276 nucleotides. RefSeq names its product potassium voltage-gated channel subfamily H member 5. Lineage: Eukaryota; Metazoa; Chordata; Chondrichthyes; Rajiformes; Rajidae. Gene Ontology annotation, biological process: potassium ion transmembrane transport; regulation of membrane potential. The coding region runs from base 201 to 2276 and encodes 691 amino acids. Gene Ontology annotation, cellular component: plasma membrane; voltage-gated potassium channel complex. The transcript has 11 exons. The record is from RefSeq and is a predicted model, not a curated record. Gene Ontology annotation, molecular function: voltage-gated potassium channel activity.
CGGGAGCGCAGUGCGCAGCUGCGACGCCGGGCAGUGAGCUGCCAGUGCCAGCGAUGUACCAAGAGCGACAGCAACCGCAGCCCCAGCCCCAGCCUGGGCGCUACUAUGAGUCCACUCCCACCAAAAACUGACCAUCUGCCCGGAGCCGCUGGAAGCACUCGCCGCCUAGCAACAUCUUCCAAAAACUCUGCAAACCCAGGAUGCCCGGUGGAAAAAGAGGGCUGGUGGCACCGCAGAAUACUUUUUUGGAAAAUAUUGUCCGGCGAUCUAGCGAAACAAGCUUUUUACUUGGAAAUGCUCAGAUUGUAGACUGGCCGGUAGUCUACAGCAAUGAUGGAUUUUGCAAGUUGUCAGGAUAUCAUCGAGCUGAAGUAAUGCAGAAAAGCAGCACCUGCAGUUUCAUGUAUGGUGACCUAACGGAAAUGAAGACCGUAGACAAGGUCAGACAGACAUUUGACAACUAUGAAUCAAAUUGCUUUGAAGUUCUUCUGUAUCAAAAAAACAGAACUCCACUUUGGUUCUACAUGCAAAUUGCACCGAUAAGAAAUGAAUAUGACAAGGUGGUUUUAUUUUUAUGCACUUUCAAAGACAUUACCGUUUUUAAACAACCCAUUGAAGAUGAGUCAACAAAAGGGUGGGCAAAGUUUGCUCGACUGACCCGGGCGCUGACAAAUAGUCGAAGUGCUCUGCAACAGUUGGCUCCAAUGAACAAAACUGAUGGGGUCCAUAAACAUUCACGUCUUGCAGAGGUUCUACAGCUAGGAUCUGACAUCCUUCCUCAAUACAAACAGGAGGCUCCAAAGACUCCACCUCACAUCAUCCUUCACUAUUGCACAUUCAAAACUACCUGGGACUGGAUCAUCCUUAUCUUAACCUUCUACACUGCCAUCAUGGUCCCUUACAACGUGUCCUUCAGAACAAAGCAGAAUAAUAUUGCUUGGCUAGUGCUGGACAGUGUGGUGGAUGUGAUUUUCUUAGUGGAUAUUGUCUUAAACUUUCACACCACUUUUGUGGGCCCUGGAGGGGAAGUUAUAUCUGAUCCUAAACUGAUUAGGAUGAACUACUUAAAAACUUGGUUUAUCAUUGACCUGCUCUCCUGUUUACCAUAUGACAUCAUCAAUGCCUUUGAAAAUGUGGAUGAGGGCAUUAGCAGCUUGUUCAGUUCCCUGAAGGUUGUGCGUCUUCUGAGACUUGGCAGGGUUGCCAGGAAGUUAGACCAUUACCUUGAAUAUGGCGCAGCAGUGCUGGUUCUUCUGGUCUGCGUCUUUGGUUUGGUGGCUCACUGGCUCGCCUGCAUCUGGUACAGCAUCGGGGACUACGAAGUCAUCGAUGAAGUCAGCAACCAAAUAAAAACAGACAGCUGGCUCUACCAGCUUGGACUAAGUAUUGGAACACCCUACCAUUUUAAUGCCAGUGGUACUGGACAGUGGGAAGGGGGACCCACAAAGGAUUCACUGUAUAUAUCCUCCCUUUACUUUACCAUGACAAGUCUUACCACCAUAGGAUUUGGCAACAUUGCUCCAACCACGGAUGGAGAGAAGAUAUUUUCUGUGGCCAUGAUGAUGGUUGGCUCUCUUCUUUAUGCAACUAUUUUUGGAAACGUCACCACGAUCUUCCAGCAAAUGUACGCCAACACCAACCGCUACCAUGAAAUGCUAAAUAAUGUGCGGGAUUUUCUCAAGCUUUACCAAGUCCCCAAAGGACUCAGCGAACGCGUUAUGGAUUAUAUUGUGUCUACGUGGUCAAUGUCUAAAGGGAUUGACAUGGAGAAGGUCCUUGCAAUAUGUCCCAAAGACAUGAGAGCUGACAUCUGUGUCCAUCUGAACCGAAAGGUGUUUAAUGAGCAUCCGGCGUUCCGCCUUGCAAGUGAUGGCUGUCUCCGAGCUCUGGCAGUGGAGUUCCAGACUAUACACUGUGCUCCCGGUGACCUCAUCUACCAUGCAGGUGAAAGCGUUGAUGCCCUCUGCUUUGUCGUCUCUGGAUCACUGGAGGUUAUUCAGGAUGAUGAAGUUAUCGCUAUUCUAGGGAAAGGGGAUGUAUUUGGGGAUAUCUUCUGGAAAGAAACCAGCUUGGCUCAUGCCUGUGCGAAUGUGCGGGCCCUGACAUAUUGUGACCUGCACAUCAUCCACCGUGAAGCCUUACUGAAAGUCCUGGAGUUUUACACGCCAUUUGCAAAUUCUUUUUCACGAAACCUCAUAUUGACCUGCAAUCUAAGGAAGCGAAAUGUUGUUGGUGCGGAGGAUGAUGAUUUAUUUGACAAUUUUGUGUAUAUGUGA